This is a messenger RNA of Raphanus sativus (radish), 2007 nucleotides long. Its product is annotated as protein SHORT-ROOT. Gene Ontology annotation, molecular function: DNA-binding transcription factor activity; sequence-specific DNA binding. The transcript has a single exon. Gene Ontology annotation, biological process: negative regulation of mitotic cell cycle; regulation of DNA-templated transcription; radial pattern formation. The record is from RefSeq and is a predicted model, not a curated record. Bases 163 to 1755 code for a protein of 530 amino acids. Gene Ontology annotation, cellular component: nucleus. Lineage: Eukaryota; Viridiplantae; Streptophyta; Magnoliopsida; Brassicales; Brassicaceae.
UCAAAGAUUCACCCACUCCCACCGAAGAAAAAAUAUAUAUAUAUAUAAACACAUGAUGCUGAUGCAAUAUACAUAACAAAGUAUUAAAUCUUAGAUAUUGUGGGUCUCCCAUCUCUCUUGUUGUCCUCUAUACAUUUUCUUAUUCAUAUUAAAGAGAGAAAAAUGGAUACUCUCUUUAGGUUAGUCAGUCUCCAACAACAGCAACAAUCCGAUAGCAUCAUUACAAAUCAAUCUUCGCUAAGCAGAACCUCUACCACCACUAGUGGCUCUCCACAAACUGCUUAUCACUACAACUACAACAACCUCCCACCAAACGACCUUGUCGAAGAAUGCUACAACUUAUUCAUGGAUGAAGAAGACCUUUCCUCUUCUUCCUCUCAUCACCACAACAACAAUCCUAACAGCUACUACUCUCCUUUCACUACUCCCACCCAAUACCAUCCCGCCACCUCAUCAACCCCUUCCUCCACCGCAGCCGCAGCUGCCUUGGCCUCACCGUACUCCUCCUCCGGCCACCACAAUGACCCUUCCGCUUUCUCCAUCCCUCAGACUCCUCCUUCCUUCGACGUCUCAUCCAAUGCAAAGUGGGCAGACUCGAUCCUACUCGAAGCCGCACAGGCCUUCUCCGACAAGGACACCGCACGUGCUCAACAAAUACUCUGGACGCUCAACGAGCUCUCUUCACCAUACGGAGAUACCGAUCAGAAACUCGCUUCUUACUUCCUCCAAGCUCUCUUCAACCGCAUGACCGGUUCAGGCGAACGAUGCUACCGAACCAUGGUCACCGCUGCAUCCACAGAGAAGACUUGCUCCUUCGAGUCAACGCGCAAGACCGUGCUCAAGUUCCAAGAGGUUAGCCCGUGGGCCACGUUUGGACACGUUGCGGCAAAUGGAGCGAUCUUGGAAGCAGUAGACGGAGAGGCAAAGAUCCACAUCGUUGACAUAAGUUCGACGUUUUGCACUCAAUGGCCAACUCUUCUAGAAGCUUUAGCCACGAGGUCAGACGACACGCCACACCUAAGGCUAACCACAGUAGUGGUCGCUAAUAAAUUCGUCAACGAUCAAACGGCGUCGCAUCGGAUGAUGAAAGAGCUUGGGAACCGAAUGGAGAAGUUCGCUAGGCUCAUGGGAGUUCCUUUUAAAUUUAACAUUAUUCAUCACGUUGGAGAUUUGUCCGAAUUUGAUCUCAACGAGCUCGAUGUUAAAGCAGACGAGGUCUUGGCCAUCAACUGCGUAGGCGCGAUGCAUGGGAUCGCGCCUCGUGGAAACCCUAGAGACGCUGUGAUAUCUAACUUCCGACGGUUAAGGCCGAGGAUUGUGACCAUCAUCGAAGAAGAAGCUGAUCUUUUCGGAGAAGAAGAAGGCUUUGACGAUGAGUUCUUGAGAUCUUUUGGAGAAUGCCUGCGUUGGUUUAGGGUUUGUUUCGAGUCGUUGGAAGAGAGUUUUCCGAGGACGAGCAACGAGAGGCUGAUGCUUGAACGUGUGGCGGGACGUGCGAUCGUUGAUUUGGUGGCUUGUGAGCCGUCGGGUUCCACGGAGAGGAGAGAGACGGCGAGGAAGUGGUCGAGGAGGAUGAGGAACGGAGGGUUUGGGGCCGUGGGGUAUAGUGAUGAAGUGGCGGACGACGUCAGAGCUUUGUUGAGGAGGUAUAAAGAAGGAGUUUGGUCGAUGGUACCGUGCUCUGAUGCCACCGGAAUAUUCCUUUGUUGGAGAGAUCAGCCGGUGGUUUGGGCUAGUGCGUGGCGGCCAACGUAAAAGGGUUUAGGGUUUUUAUAUUGAUAUAUAUGCACGCGCCCUUGUUGGUUAAGAUAGUUGUUUCACACGUAUGGGAAUGGUUAAUGAUGGCUUGGGAUUGAGAGUUUACUACUGAGAUAAUGCGUUCAUAAUAUGAAAUUUGCUUUUCGAUAUAUUUUUUGCUUUCUUCUUUGAGUUAAGUUUUGUGAUUAGUUUGAUUUAUGCUAAAGAAUUUAAUUUUUCCUCUGUAAUGAAGGUGUUAUUUUUCGUACA